AUGGCGGCACGACUUCGCGUCGUGCCCCCCCUGCGGUGGUGCAUUGCCGCCCUGGUGCUGCUGGCCGCCGUGUGGCGGCCGGCCGCGGGUUCGGCGGUUCCUGCACGUCCCGACGCGGCCAGGCGGCGCCUCGCGGCCCCGGUCGUGGUCCGGACCGCCACCCUUGACUUCUCGUUCCGGAGGUUCUUCGGCCCCGUGCGCGCGGAGUUCGAGGCGCUCGCGCACGAGCGCACCGCGCCGUUCGCCGCGGCGCCCGGGUGCCUCGCGAAGCUCACGUCGGACGCCAACCGCGUGGCGGUGACGGUCGGGUGCACCGACGGGGACCGCGUGGACCGCGCCUGCGCCGCGUUCCGCGCCGAGGUCGCCAACGGAACGCUCCAGGCGCGGGCGGACGACCUGGUGCACGGCAUGGAGGGCGAGGGCUUCCUGGACCUGCGCGGCGACGGCGCCGAGCGCGAGCAUGCGCGCCGACGCCGCGGCCGCGGCCUGUCGGUGCACCAGGUGGUGGUGCUGGUGCGGUCCGAGUGCCUCGAGGCGGACACGCUCGACAUGCCGGACGACUCCGGCGCCACGGCGCUCGACACGCCCCUGCAACGCGACUACGGGCGCGUGGAGGUGGUGGUCGAGGGCGAGGCGGCGGACGCGGGCGGGGCGGCGGAGGCGCUGCGGACGCGCGUGCGGGAGCUGGCGGGCGCGGCGCUCGCGGCGGGGGGGCCGCUGCCGCCCGAGGCGGUGGCGGUGACGGUGCUGCAGGCGACAACGGUGGCGAGGGCGCGGUUCGGGGUCAACGUCACGGCGCGGACAGCGGCCGAGGCGGGGCUGAUCGCGGACGCGGUCGCGGGCGCGGGCGGCGUGGCGGACGCGGGCGCGCCGGCGGGGCUGUCGCCGCCGCGGUCGGCGACGGUGGCGUUCGCGCUCACGAGCAACGAGACGGUGUCGGCGGCGCUCGACCGGCAGGCGCUCGCGACGACGGGCCUGCUCCCGAACGGGGAGGAGCCGCAGGUGUACGGGCGCGUCGUGCUGCACAUGCGGGCCACCGCCGCGACCGCGACCGCGCCGCGCAGGACGGACGCGGCCGCCCCGGGGGACGUCCAGGCGUUCCUGGUGGCGCAGCUGCAGGCCAGCCUCGGGGCGCCGUUCCCGCCCGCGAGCGUCCGCGUCGUGUCCGGCACGUCCGCGACGCGGGAGGUGCUGAACGCGACCACGCUGCAGGCCAACGAGGCGACCUACACCGCGGCCGUGUCCGCUGCGAGCCCGGGGGACGCGACGGUGCUCGUGAACUUCGCCAACGGGCUCCCGACGGCGGCGCAGACGGAGGCCAUGCGUCGCUACGGCAUCGCCGCCCUGUCGCUGCGCACAGAGGUGCGGAUCGGAGGCGCACGCCGGGCGGGCCUGGCCGGCGCGGUCGCGGUGGUGGCGGCGCUGCUGCUGCUGCUGCUGCUGCUUCCAUGA
Pedinophyceae sp. YPF-701 is the source of this 1452-nucleotide messenger RNA. The record is from the annotation of a GenBank genome assembly. Lineage: Eukaryota; Viridiplantae; Chlorophyta; Pedinophyceae.